AUGGAGCUCUCAAAAGCAGGAGAAGAUACCAUACGCGUGACGAUCAACAUAAUUUUCGGGGGGAACGAUAUUAACGAGGUUACCUUCUCGGCAACAAAAAAGAUGAAGGUAUCCAUAACCCACAGCAAGAGACUCCGGAAAGUCGCUGAAGGCGACAUCACUUUCACGGCGGAAGAUGCAGAUGGAUUGUUGCUACCACACAAUGACGCAUUGGUAAGAUCUUUAAAUGUAUUAGAUUUUAAAAUCAAACAUGUCCUGGUAGAUCGAGGGAGUUCGGCCAAUAUUAUACAAUUGAGGGAAUUGGAGCAAGCCAAACUUACCGGAAGCAUCAUUCUGGCCACAAAACUCCUCGCCGGGUUCAACCUAGCAAGCGUGACAACUCAAGGAGAGAUCCUGCUGCCCACGAACACCAAGGGGGUGAGGAAGACGACCCCUUUUGAGGUGGUGGAUGGUGAUAUGGACUACAACAUUAUCCUAUGA
This is a messenger RNA of Nicotiana tabacum (common tobacco), 480 nucleotides long. Lineage: Eukaryota; Viridiplantae; Streptophyta; Magnoliopsida; Solanales; Solanaceae. The record is from RefSeq and is a predicted model, not a curated record.